AUGGCUAUCGCAACAGACAUCCCAGGCCUUGAAGUCACUAUUGAGGUCAACGCCAAAGCGCUACCAGAAUACGAGCAUGAUCGUGCCGACGGUGGUGAGGUUGCGACUUCUACCACCAAGUAUAUUGAAGCGCCACCAGCUACUGAAUUCUCCAUCCGCUAUCUUUACCGUCCGCCCUUCACCCCGCCUUCAGCGAUCCAGAUGGAUAUAGUUCUAGACGGCAACUAUGUGCAAGCUCCAUUUGUCGAGUGGGGUGGCAAGGAAGACUGCGAGGGGUACCUAUGCUCGAGGUCCACUUCGUCCACUGGUGAACAUGAGACCAAUGCUCCGGUUACCGAGGAACUCGCGAAAGAGCUGUCACUAACCGGGCGCAUCGUGCUUUACUUCUACUUCAUUGAGCACCUGGAGUCGGUGAAGCCGGCGGAGAUACCUCAGCUUGCCAACAAACAAUUUAGUGUUCUCAGCGAGAAGGCAUUGCACAAGUUCGCUGCGGUACAGGGCGAUGAACUGUCCCAUCAAACCAGCUUCACUGCGCCAGAACAACGUGAUACCAUCACUUACAACGAAGUCAAGACUAUCGAGAACGAGUCUUUCGCUACCUUCACGUUCGUCUACAGAUCAAGUGAUGCGCUCAAAUCUUUCGGUGUCAUCCCGCGUACUCCAAGCCCAUCACCGGAGCCAGAUUCAGAGGUCGAGGAUAAGGAUCCAGAAGACAUGACUGAGGAGGAGAUGAGGGCGGAGCUUAAGCGUAUGCGCGAAAAGAGGCAGGAGGCGACUAAGAUCAAGCGUGAACGUGAAGAAGAGCGUCAGGGCAGUGACAUCACCCUGGUAGGAGACGAUGAAGUUCAGUGGACUCGUAGUCAACCAACACAACGGUGCGCGAAGAAGGUCCGUCGUGGUCCUGGUUUUGAUGAUGAGGUGGUGGCUCUGGAUGAUUGA
Molecule: messenger RNA, 939 nt
Organism: Alternaria atra
Lineage: Eukaryota; Fungi; Ascomycota; Dothideomycetes; Pleosporales; Pleosporaceae
Exons: 5
Coding region: 1-939 (312 amino acids)
Source: RefSeq, a predicted model, not a curated record